AUGUUAACUAAAAGUCCUAUUCCAAUUGGUACUUCUCAACGAUACGUAUCUCUUCUUUGUCGUCAUGUAUCAUCAAAUUCAAUAAAAAAACAUGAUGAAUAUAAUUAUUUUAAACAAAGUAUUUUAUCAACUGAUCAUUUUCAAUAUAGUUUACCUCGAUUACCAAUACCAAAAUUAGAUAAAACAUGUGAACGUUAUUUAACUGCAAUUAAACCAAUUCUUAAUAAUGAUGAAAAUGCAUUUCAAGAAACUCAAAAAAUUGUUACUGAUUUUCGUACAGGUGAUGGUAAACGGCUUGAUGUUCAAUUACGUCAAAAAAAUCGAUUAAAUCGAAAUACAUCAUAUAUAUCAAAACCAUGGUUUGAAAUGUAUUUAAAAUCACGUUUACCACUUAUAUUAAAUUUUAAUUUUUUUCUUGUUUUAACUGAUGAUCAACAAAAUUUAAAACCAGCAGCACGUUUAACAAAUUAUAUUAUAUCAUCAAUUCGUUUUACGAAUACACUUCGUGCUAAUUGGCUUGAUCCAGAAAUAUUUCAUUUAAAUCCUAAAAAAACUAACACAGAUCAAUUUCGUAAAUAUAUGCGUUAUGUACCAAAACGUAUUGCAUUUUAUGGAGCUGUAUUACAAAAAGCUUUUCCAUUAGAUAUGUCACAAUAUAGUCGUUUAUUUAAUUCAACUCGUAUACCAAAAAUUGAUUGUGAUAUACUUGAAACAAAUUUUGAAAAUGUUCGACAUAUUAUUGUUAUUAAACGUGGUCAUUAUUAUAAAGUAAAUAUAUUAGAUAAACAUGGUCAAAUUUUACCAGCUGAAAAAAUUGCAGAAAUGAUGAAAUAUUUAUGUGAAGAUUUAAAUGAAGAAGAAAAUAAAUAUCCAUUUGGAUAUUUUACGGCUGAUAAUAGAGAUAGAUGGGCAACAAUACAUUCACAAGUUGAAGCACUUUCUCAACAUAAUAAACAUGUAUUUAAAGAAAUUGAUAGUUCAAUUAUGGUUAUAUGUCUUGAUGAAGAUGAUCCAUCAAAAUUAGAUAAAUCUCUUAGUAAACAAAACCGUGCUGAAUAUAUAUCUGGAAAAUAUUUAUGUUAUCAUGCAUCAAAUCGUUGGUAUGAUAAAUCAUUUAAUAUGAUCAUGUUAUCGGAUGGAACAUUAGGUCUUCAUUGUGAACAUUCAUGGGGUGAUGGUGUUGCUUUACUUCGUUUUUGUAAUGAUAUUGAUAAAGAUGCAAAUGAAAAUGGUAAAAUUAAUUCGACAAAUUAUCAAAAAAUAAAUUCAUCAACAAAUGAUUCUAUUGAAAAACUUGAAUUUCAAUUAGAUGAUAAAUUAAAGAAUGAAAUUGAAACAUCAAAACAAAAUUAUAAUGAAUUUGUAUCAAAAUUUAAUGUAAGCAUUUAUCAAGAGCCUAUUCUUGGUAAAAAUUUAUUAAAAAAAGUUUCACUUAGUCCUGAUGCUAUCAUGCAAUUAGUAAUUCAAAUGGCUUAUUAUAAAUUACAUCAUCGAUUUGUAUCAACAUAUGAAUCAUGUUCAACAGCUAUUUAUAAACAUGGUCGAACAGAAACUAUACGACCUGUUACAAAUGAAACAAAACAUUUUAUUGAAACAUUAAAAAAGUCAGAUGAUAAAAAAUUAAAAAAAGAUUUAUUAAAUAAAUGCUCAGAAAAACAUCAACAAUUAAUUAAAGAAGCAGCAACAGGACAAGGUUUUGAUCGACAUUUAUUUGCAUUAAAAUAUUUACAAGAAAUUGAAAAUAAAGAAAAUUUACAUUCGAUUUAUACAGAUAAAUCAUAUAAAUUAAUGAAUCAUACAAUUCUUUCAACAUCAACUGUUGCUUCAAAACAUAUUGCUGCUGGUGGUUUUGGUCCUGUUGUUAAUGAUGGUUUUGGUAUUGGUUAUUUAAUAGAUGAUGAUCAAAGUGGAUUAUUAGUUACUUCAUAUUUACAUAGGGAAUUACCUAGUUUUAUGCAAGCAGCAGAUGAAAGUUUUAGAGAACUAGCAGAUAUUAUUAAAAGUUAA
Rotaria sordida is the source of this 2007-nucleotide messenger RNA. Lineage: Eukaryota; Metazoa; Rotifera; Eurotatoria; Philodinida; Philodinidae. The record is from the annotation of a GenBank genome assembly.